Molecule: messenger RNA, 1355 nt
Organism: Liolophura sinensis
Lineage: Eukaryota; Metazoa; Mollusca; Polyplacophora; Chitonida; Chitonidae
Product: tRNA methyltransferase 10 homolog B-like
Exons: 8
Coding region: 1-1221 (406 amino acids)
Biological process (GO): tRNA N1-guanine methylation
Cellular component (GO): nucleus; nucleoplasm
Molecular function (GO): tRNA binding
Source: RefSeq, a predicted model, not a curated record
AUGGAAGACACAAGGAAUGCUUCACUUGACAUUCUUGAAAAGUCAAAUUCUGAAUCUGGAAAAGAAAGACUGUGUAGGUCUGAGAAGAAAAGACGACUGAGAGAGGAGAACAACAAGUGGAAGAAAGCUGUGAGGAGGGAGAAGAAACAAGAGAGGAAGAAGAGACUGAGGAAGGCUGAAGAAAAUCAGGAGCAGGCAGAUGAAGGCAGACUUAGUAAGAAGCAGCUGAAGCUGGAGAGGGAGGCUCGCUGUCGGUCAGCCAUGAUAGACGGUCAGAGGAUUGGAGUGGAUCUUAGCGUGGAGAAUCACAUGACUGAUAAGGAGAAGAGUAAGGUGGCUCAGCAGUUAUGCAGACUGUAUGGUGCUAACAGACAAUCCCAUUGCCCAUUUCACAUCUUCUUCCUGGGAAUCAACAAACAAGGCCUUUUGUACCAGGAAUGUGUGAGGAAGAACCAGGGGUUUGAAAACUACCAGGUAGACAUGAUGGAAAGUCCCGUGACAGAGGUGUUUAAAGCUGAGGAGGUUGUGUAUUUAUCUCCUGAUGCCUCAGAUCCCGUGACAAGUCUGGACAAGUCCAAGGUGUAUAUCAUUGGAGGCUUUGUGGACGAGAGCAUUAAAAAGAAUGUGACCUUGUCAAAGUGUGACAGCUCUGGCCUCUGUUGUAAGAGAUUACCCAUUGUGGAGUACAUGGAGAGACAGCCAGGGCUGGUGCACUACAGCACAGUGCUCACCCUCAACCAAGUGUUUGAGAUCCUGCUAAGAUUCUCAGAGAAUGGGGACUGGAGAGCAGCGUUAUCAGAGGGAGUUCCCAAGAGGAGUGGGUACCGUCUGAAAUCUCAGGAGCCUAGCGUGGAGGCACGGAGCUCUGAUGACAGACAAUCACAGUCAGAUGAUAGGAGCUCAGAUGAUGCACAAUCAGAGCCAGGUGGGAGGAGCUCUGAUGAUGGACAGUUAGCACCAGGAGGGAGCUUUACUGAUGGACAGUCUGCACCAGGUGGGAGGAGCUUUGAGGAUGAACAGUCUGUGCCAGGUGGUAGGAGCUCUGAUGAUGGACAGGUAGUUCCAAGAGGGAGCUCUGAUGAUGGACAGUCUACACCAGGUGUGACGAUCUUUGAUGAUGGACAGUCUGUGCCAGGUGGGAAGAGCUCUGAUGAUCCUCAAUCCAUAGCGGGUGGGAGGAGCCCUGAUGAUUCACAGUCAGUAGAAGGAGAGAGGACCUGAUGGACAGUUCGUAGCAAAGGUAAUGCCAAAGAUAACUGAUUUCAGAAUGCAGAAGGGAUGGUCUACAACAGGCAGUUGUUCCGCACAGUGAUGACUCACAUCAGUCUGGUGAUGCACCCAGUGACGACUCACAA